AUGAAGCAGGCUUCAUUGUGGAUGAGACAAAUGCCUUGGUCUAUGUGUCGCGUCAGGAGGAGCAACGGAAGGAAGGUUGCCAUUCGGAAGAAGCCUAGCGUCAAUGCGCAUGUCUUGGGUGCCUUUGAGUACGGGCAGCGGCUUGUGCUUUUUGAAGCGGACGAAACUGGCACCUGGCGGAAGCUCCAUUUCCGUUUACGUGGAGGCCAUGGUGGCCUGGUGGAGGCUUGGGUCAUGCUACAACAUCCGCAACUUGGGGUGCUAGUAUCGCGCGAUGUUGAGGAGCUGCAAGCUGCACCAUCCCCACCACAAACCAACCCAGUGCUGGAUAUCCCCGAGGAAGUAGACCAAGCCGCCCACUUGGCAGCGCUGGCAGCAGAGUUCGGGGAGCGUCUUCAGCUUGUGCAGGAGAAGGGCCUGCGGGAAUACGGAAUUCCCCAAGAGUUCAUGGAUGUUCGGGAGAGCUUCGAAGUGGUACGGAAGCCAAUGGUAGCAGUAAGAAGCCAGCCGAGCACAGAUGGCCUGAUCGUGUUCUCAGUCGAAUUUGGCCAGCAUGUGGACACCUUCGGUGCAGAUGAUUCAGGGCAAUGGCGGAGAGUCUAUUGCCAAUGCACCAAGGCUGCGAAGCAGGAUGUGCCCUUACCUCGAGAUCCAGUACAAGCCUGGAUCAUGAUUCAGCAUCCGUCAUUGGGGCAAUUGCUGAGGCAUCUUGAGUGA
Durusdinium trenchii is the source of this 717-nucleotide messenger RNA. Lineage: Eukaryota; Dinophyceae; Suessiales; Symbiodiniaceae. The record is from the annotation of a GenBank genome assembly.